UCAAACAACAUGGCGGGCGAUUUGAAAAGAUUUGUAUUUGAAGAAAGGGAAAACACCCGGCGUUACAAUGCAAACAUAGAUGCAAUUAUAGAGAAGUACGGAAAACCUUCAAAAUAUGUUGACAUUGUGGAUCUUGAUAACUUAGAAAUAACAACAAGUAAAGGAAUGCUACGCAGACAGGUACCUAGGCAUUUUGGUCACACACGAUUACAACACACAAAAAGACAAGAAGAAUCCAUGCUUAUUCCAGAGGACAAUAGCUUGCUAUCCUGUUCCUUGAUCAGUACUGCUGACAGUGAGUCUACAGAAUACGGAAGUAAGCAGCUAAAUUCCUCUGGGGGAUCAUUUGUGCCAAGGACUGAUGUAAGGCCAGAUACAGGCGGCUGGCUGGACAGGUCUAGGCAUUCUCAUCGUAAUCUAAACACAUUCUCUCUGUCAGAGCAAGAAUCUAAAUGUCCCAAUCAGGGGCUGGAUACUUUCUCCCUCGCAGAACAAGUAGAUGAUGCUGAAGAUGCUGGUGAACUACUUUCACUUCAAGAGACAAUGCUUACAUUCAUUAAAGAGGACAUUGGAGAACCUAGUGAUGCGGAAACCCUGAGCUCCUCGUGCACCUCUUCAGAAACCAGCAAACAACAUGAUGCUGAUGUGAUGGACAGUGAGGGUGUGAUCCAGAUUGAAUCUGAUGAAUCAGAAAUAGACUCUGAUAAAUCAGAUGUCGGUGACAACACAAUUUGUCAGCGAGAGAAGGAGAAGGAUAAGAACAAGUGGAGCCCACAGAAUCGUAGAGGGAUGGGAGAUGCUUGGUGGGACAGAAAGGAGGACCAAUUUACGCUGAUAUCCUCCUCACAGGACAGUGAUGUCUCAAAUCUUCAUGACGGAGUCCGAUCCUCAGAUGGUGUGGAAUGGUCAGUGAAUCGGAGUCCAUGUCCGCUGACAAACACAUACAGGUGGAAGGGUAAUGACGAAUAUCACCAUGAGUCUCCUACUCACAUAGGGACUGGUCGACCAGCGCUAACUGAAAGGCAGUCUAUUGUUUCCUUAUUGCCAACAGUUGAUAAACAUGAAAAUCGAAAGAACUCUCCAAAAUCAGUUUUUAAAGUUAUGAGAUCACCAGCAAAAUGUAGCAUGGUAAAUAGAAUAUCAGCUCAAAGGGAUGAAGUUGACGGAGAUAGCUUUGGUGCGGAAGUUUUACAUGGUGUCCUUCACAAAAAUCAACAACAGAAAGAUGAUUUACACAAACCAAAAGAAUCCUCUAAGAUGCCUUGGAACAUUGAGGGUAGAUUUUCCAAACAUAUCAUGUCAGAUGACGUAUUAGGAAAUCAGGACUACAGCACAAACCAUAAGGAAUUCAGUGGUAGACCCGAGUCAAAACUCAGGACAGAAGUGUUAGAGACCGAUCAACAGUUGAAGUCAAGACCACUAGUAAAGAAUUCUCAAUCUCAGCGCAGCUGGACACCGCUACCAAGCACCACCAACAGAACCAAAAGUUUCAAGGAACUUGUUAGUAAGUCUGUGCCUAGUAAACUAAUGGUACAGAAUCUCAAGGACUUACCUCGAGGAGAACUGUCUGCGUCCACGAUAUCAAAGGAUCCACUUACUUCCAUGGAAAAAGUUUACCGAUGGCUUUCGCCACCCACGACUACCUUUACUGACCAGAGACAUAAAGUGAACGCUCGUCGACGUCUACAACUUGCCACCUCCAGUUCCGACAAUAUCGUACUAGACAACAAGGUCUAUGACAACAAGGUCUAUGACAACAAGGUCUAUGACAACAAACUUGGGGUAGGGUUGAUACCAGAGGAACGGAAAGUUAAUACAGACUGUUUUGAACCAAUGGAUUCUACCUUUGCAGAAAUGGACAUGGACAGUCACCAUAAACAGGUAGAACCUAAAGGAAGGCUGAACAUAGAACAACAACCAAUGAUGCGUCAGAAAGAACUGCAUAAACAUAGCUUGACCCAAAGACUAACUACAGCAUGUAACUCAGGCGAAAACUUCCGCUCUCCAGAGAAACAACACAGAAGUUCAAACAUGUGGGAAGAUACAUAUGUACCUGAGAGACAGCCAGUUACACCAAUCACAGAUAGGAAAGAAUGGAAAAGUCCUAGUAGUGCUCGCCAAGGCUUUCAAAUGAGAAGUCCGUGGGAGAGCCCUAACAUGACACCAAAACGGAACAAGAAUGCUCUUUUAAGCUCUGAUGUCACCAGCAGCCCCCGUGACAGUAUGUCACCGAAUUCUAACAGCCCCUGGAGAAGUAGAAGUUGUGGUCAAAGGUUUCACCCCUACUCUCGAAGAAAUCCAGAUUCUCCAUCUGCCAUAUUUGCAAGACUUAAGCUAUCUAUAUCUUCUCCCUCCUCUAAUAGAGAGGACACUGCACAACAAAACCAUGUGGAAAAAACAAGCAGCACCACAAAAGUCAAAAAGUCAGCAAAUGUACCUUCACCCAGACAGCCAACAAAGAAUCAUAAUAUCAAGAAUGAAAUGGUUUCUCCCACAAAGUCGUGGCAACAGUUGAAGCAAGUUGCAAAAUGUCCAAUGUCAGACAGGUCAAGUGAAGAAGUAUUUCCAGCAAUUCCAAACCAGUAUCACAGGGAUUCAUCUGGGACAUUUCAGCCAAAAAGUCCCUCUGUUGAGCAGGGUAGAAACACUUCUCAAGAAAAGCCUUCCAGAAAGCAUGAAACCCUGAUGUCUUCUAAUAGAGGUCAAUAUUCAAAGAGGUCAACUGAUUGUGAGGGUAAGACAAGAUCAUUUGAUAUCUUUGAUAAAAUGGAUCUUCAGAGCUCCUCAAAAAGGAAACCAGUAUUGAAAGGACAUCAUUUAUCAAAGCCAUGUGCUGGAUCUCUGCAGAAUGAUGAAUUAAGUACGUCUCACAAAUAUAUAGCACAUAAACCUACAUGUCAACAGAACAACUCCAGAUCUCCAGAAAGACUGUACUCAACAUACCACAUUAGUAAAUCACAGCAGGAAAGGAAGGAGCAUACUGGUAGAGAUUGGAAUUACAGGAGCCAGAACCCUACACGUGACAUAGCAGUAACCAGCUCUCCAUUUAGUAAUGCAAAAACUUCUACAGGUCAAGAUUUUAUCAGAAAAGAAAGCUGUCACCCAGCUCCUAAACAACAUAAGUCUGUACCUAAGACUGGUGCAGUUGAAGUGGAGAAAUCACAACGAUUUGUGUCGCCAACACGAUGGAAGAGAGAAACACAGGAAAAUGGGGGCUCCAAUUUGUUUUUCUCAAUGCAAGACAGUGGUGGUGAAUGUACUUUUAAAAGCAAUCGUGACUGUUUAGAAAAGCAUGGUAUUAUUAUAUCAAACUCAUACAGAUCCAAUGUUCCAGACAAACCACUGCAGUCCACAUGUGAAUCUCCCCUUGUUAAGAUCAGCUCCAAACCUAAAGCAGUCACACCAGGACGCACUGCAUCUUUACAGACAGGAAGUAAACUCCUGGAAUCAAGAUCACACGAGAAAGGAAGUACUAUGAUGGACAGGGCUGAAACAUUUAAACAACCAAUGGGUACAUUUGUCAGUCUGAGAGACAAAGUAUUAGCCAACAACCAGCGACACAGCAGUACACCAUUGAAGCACACCCCACAGUUCAUACUCAACGACACUCUCUCCACCAUUCAUCCAUCAGCCUCGGACACCAACUCAGAUUCCUCGGAGGAAAUGGUGCUGACUAUAAGUCCAACCUAUUAACAGGAUAAGAAGUCUAAUUACACACGGUUGUCAGCUUUGCUAAAAUAUACUGUAUACAUAUAUAGAUUUCUUUUCAUGAAAUCAACAUUUUGCAGGUUUGCUUCUACAAAACCAGGCAGUUCAUAUUUUAUGCUACACUGCUUAUAAAUAAACCUUGUAUAUUUUUUAUAUCGGUUUAUAAUUUGACACAGCUUUAUAGAUUUAUCGAUAUCAAAGAUUUACUUUCUACACCAACAAUGUACGUAUUAAUGGUGUCGCAACGUUUCAAGACCGACUGAUCCCUUUGACAAGCUAUGACUG
Messenger RNA from Mizuhopecten yessoensis (Yesso scallop), 3993 nucleotides. RefSeq lists its product as uncharacterized. Bases 10 to 3693 code for a protein of 1227 amino acids. NCBI's taxonomy places the organism in Eukaryota, Metazoa, Mollusca, Bivalvia, Pectinida, Pectinidae. The record is from RefSeq and is a predicted model, not a curated record. The transcript has 7 exons.